Messenger RNA from Haemonchus placei, 633 nucleotides. NCBI's taxonomy places the organism in Eukaryota, Metazoa, Nematoda, Chromadorea, Rhabditida, Trichostrongylidae. The record is from the annotation of a GenBank genome assembly.
AUGAUCGUGCCCGAGCACAUUUCAGUUACCGGGGAACCAUUAAAAAGUUUGGGUUUCGAGAAUCAAGACGUUCCCCAAAAAGAACGCCUCAUGCAGAUGAUGAAUGUACCGGAUCGAAUCGUUUUGAAGGGAGGCGAUAGUUACGAGGGUUUCGAUGCCCAACCAUCAGAACUUAUGGAUGAUCAUAUUAAUCACAUAAGCAAGGAUCAACUUCAAGAUUUGCCGCAUACGAUAACGCUAGCGGAAAGUCCUUACCUGGACCGAGGAGGAACUACUGAUGAGCCAGUGCGUAGUGAAAACUCUAUUGCUGUCGAGGAAAACCCUCUACAAGAGUUGAAGUUAAUGCGGCGACAGAUUGUUCCAGAAGGUGAUCAAAGUAAUUUAGGUCGAAUAUCGAGUAGGCUUUUCCAAUUAGAAUACGAACUGGAACAGCGUCGAUUUCGAGAUAAGAGUAUUAUUAUCCUUGGGACUAUUUUUGUCAUCAUGAGUGUCCCGGAUAUUGAACUGGAAGACUUCAACGAAACUUUUGACAACUGGCUGCUCGACACCGACGAUGGUGCUGCUGUUGGUUUAGAUGGCGACGAUAUGGCUCUUGCGGUUGUUCCUGACCUUAAAAUCACAGAUGACGACUAG